UUUCACACUGGUUCGGAACUUAUAUUUCGUACACAUACACACUUGUAUAAAUAGGUGUAGAUGUAUGCAUCUACUACUAUUCAUUUCAACGCUAAGGUACAAAUCUCUUUCUAUCUCUAACUCUCACUAAAAAUCCGCCAUGCCGGCUCAAGUGAUCACUGAGCAGACCUUUCAAUCCCUCCACGACACCAUCAUGGAGGAUACAAAUUCAACUUUAUUUCAUAAGAGGUUGGAAGGAAAAGUAGCCAUCAUAACCGGAGGCGCACAUGGGAUCGGCAAAGCAACCGUCAAGCUAUUCGCGAGACACGGUGCCACGGUGGUGAUCGCUGACGUGGACGCCACAGCCGGCUCCUCCCUGGCUAAAUCGAUCUCAUCAUCCCAAGUCGCCUUCAUAAGCUGCGAUGUCUCGGUCGAAGCUGACGUGGAAAACCUAGUGAACGUGACCAUCGCACGUUACGGUCGGCUUGACGUGCUAUUCAACAACGCAGGAGUUCUCGGGGACCAAAAGAAACACAAAAGCAUAUUAGACUUCAACGCUGAAGAGUUCGACCAAGUGAUGCGUGUGAACGUGCGAGGCGCAGGGCUAGGCAUGAAACACGCGGCACGUGCCAUGAUCAAAAGAGGCUUUAAAGGUUGCAUAAUCUCGACGGCGAGUGUGGCCGGCGUGAUGGGUGGAAUGGGCCCACAUGCUUACACGGCGUCGAAGCAUGCGAUCGUUGGACUUACCAAGAACGCAGCUUGUGAGCUCGGGAGGUAUGGGAUUAGGGUUAACUGCAUAUCACCGUUUGGAGUUGCUACGUCCAUGCUGGUGAACGCGUGGAGGAAGACGAGUGGAUGUGGUGACAUGGAAGACGGUGAUGAUGUAGAGGAGAUGGAGGAGUUCGUGAGGAGUUUGGCUAAUUUGAAAGGAGAGACAUUGAGAGCGACGGAUAUAGCUGAAGCGGCGUUAUAUUUGGCGAGUGAUGAGUCAAAGUAUGUUAAUGGACAUAACCUUGUUGUUGACGGGGGUGUUACGACUGCGAGGAACUGUGUUGGUUUGUGAUGAUAUGUCUCUUCUCUAAUUAAUCUGAUAAUUAACUGGAUUUGGUAAAUCUUUUUGUUCUUUUUUGUUUGUGUCUUUGAGUUGUUGGAAAUUGCUGGUGAAUCAAUAAAACAGUGAUUUUAAUCAUUUGUAUAUGCCAACGGUACCUUUCUAUUUUUGUCGGCAAUCGAUUAAUGACAUUAUUAAGUAUUGCUGAUUCAAAAUUUAUUUAUUUAUUUUUUAUUUUUCUUUUGGAAAAUAAGAUUCAAAAUUUAUUCUUAACUGAUUUUUAUAUAAGUUACAUUAUGUACAUGGUGGAGCUAGUUUUUGUGAGGGGGACAUAUGACCCAUGUGAUUCUUUAUAGAAAAAGUUUACUUGUACUUUGAGAUAAAAAAAAAUGACGGAAAUGUAGCUUUAUUAACCUACAUAAAAUAUGCUUAUUAUGAAAUUGACCUCAAUAAAAGAUUUAGCUGGUUCCACUAUAUGCUUAAUUAUUAAGUAGCGUUAUAAAACGUCGAAAAUUUAGUUUCUUCAGCAAAUCAAGAAGUAAAACUAAGUCGCUGUCAAGUAUACUCCAGCGAAUUUGGCUUUAAGCAAUUUAAGUCAAGGAAUGACAGUUGUUCUUAAUGCUCGCUUAAUUUAUGUAAAGCUACGUAUGUGUAAUGCAAGGUAGCUUCCCAAUUAAUAACUGCGAAAUAUAUAUAUAUAUAUAUAUAUAUAUAUAUAUAUAUUAAACAUUUGAUCCCUACCCUAUUAGGUUAGUCUUAAUAUUCGUUUACGUCUUUAGAUAAGUGUAUAGUUUUAAAAUUUUAGAAAGUUUGUUAAUUAAAACGCAUUUUGAGAAGAAACCCAAAAAAGCGACCGACCGAUUCAAUACUUGUUCUAGGAACAAUUCUUUGGAAAAUAAUAUAGUACUAAUUAUUACUAAUAUAGUAAUUAAUAAGUAUAGUUGGAAGUAUGGAAUACGAAUCUCUUGGACCAACUCAGAAUUUUAUACGUGUUUUGUCACGUUGAGGUUCACCAGCAACGAAUUUUACUUUAUCUUAUGUGAAGUUUUUAAAAAUAGAAGUUAAUUGGCUUUUAUAGUCGAAGCUAAAGGUUUGAACUUAUCGAUAUAUUUAAAUGAAUGCAAGGCUGUAUUGGGCUGUAAUACAUAUGAUAUCAACGUAAAUAUUAAAAUCAAUAGUAAUUAUUGCGGUAUAAUCGUUACACUAAAAUUGAAAAGUUCUAAGAAAUGCACGAAGUAAAGAUUGGACGAGUAUGUGAUCAAGCGAUAAUGAAAAGAGUACGAGAUAUAUCACCACAUUUCAGACAUAAAAAACUAAAUCAUAUUUUUCUGGUUAUUCUAUGCAAGUAUGGAUUACUGUUUUUCGGUUUAUUUAGAUAUCCAGGAAAAAAAAUCUAUUUGUGAACUGCAUUUUUUAUUUAAAAUUAUGUAUGUAUCUUUAAUAGAUUUAGAUUAAUCUUUUCUGGUUGUAAGCUUCAGUCAGAAACUUCUAAUACUAAUUAAGGUGCAUUACUCAUUGCUAAAAGUGCCUUUUUUGGUCAACGGCUAUAUUCUUAUGUUGCAAGAGGUUAAUCCUUUUUGGCUCAAGAAAACUUUGGUUAAUGAUCUUGUACCUACAUGAUUAGUCGGUUGAAACAUUUUGACUCCUCGCUUGUUUGAGGCAUUUUGGAUUUAUCUUGUAACCAUAUCUCUCAGACUGACAUCUUAUUUAUAAUACCAGUGAAAAAAAAAAGAUUAAUCUUUUUAGUUUACAGAAAAAAAAAGAGAUUGGUUCCCAAUGGUCAAACACAUCUUUACACUAACACUACUUUUAUUAAAAUAGAACAGAGCAGGAAAAAAAAAGAACAGAGCAGGAAAGUGAUAUAAUAAUCUGAAACCAUCACUUUAAGGACGAUUCGGUUUCUUCGAUAACCUUUUUUUUUUUUUUGAGCAAAUCUACUAUUUGACUAUAUGGUCUACUAUUCACUUUUUAAACCAUAAUAAAAUACUAAAAAACAAGAGCCAUGUUAUCAAAACUAAUUAAUUUUGUUGAUUUUUUAGGUAGGUCAUUUUUUUUUUUUGAAAAGCGGUAGGUCAUUUCUUGAGGUGUUCGAAUGUGGAAACCUCUUCAACAAAGAGUUGAAACCAUGUUUAGGAUAAAUAAAAUCAUUGUAAAAUUAAGUCAGUUUUCACUUAGCAUGUACUUAUCCCUUUGUUACAAAUAUUUCUUGUGUUAAGAUUUGAAAAGUUACCAAAAUAUUGGUAGUUUAGUAAUGGUACAAGAAAGUUAAAUCAUUUAUAAUCCGAGUCCAAAUUACUUUUGGUAUAAAAUUUAUUUAUAAAAAUUAGAAUAUUUCAAAAAUGAUUUUGUUUAAAAUCUAAACACAGAACUUCCAUUUUAUAAUAUAAGAUUUGAAAGGUUUAACUCUGAUUUUCUUAGAAGUGUAGAUAAGCUUAAGUGUUUCACUGAGUUUAAGUCUAAAGUAAAUAAUAAUUAUAAUAUGGAUGAUUGGUUGAAUUUUAUCUCCGUUUUUAGUUUUAUUUAUUUUUAAAUCAAUAACUUUACUAAUUAUUAUGUAACUUUAUUUUUUUGAAAUUAUAGACUACAUCAAAUUUCUAUUUAUUUUUACCAAACAUGAUUUAUCUUUAUUUGUAAAACUACAAACA
Molecule: messenger RNA, 3675 nt
Organism: Brassica rapa (field mustard)
Lineage: Eukaryota; Viridiplantae; Streptophyta; Magnoliopsida; Brassicales; Brassicaceae
Product: short-chain dehydrogenase reductase 2a
Molecular function (GO): oxidoreductase activity, acting on the CH-OH group of donors, NAD or NADP as acceptor
Source: RefSeq, a predicted model, not a curated record